AUGUUCGGAAGAAGAAGGCAGAGAAGAAACAGGACGACAUUUACGACGCAACAAUUACAAGAAUUGGAAUCAGUUUUUCAAAAAAAUCAUUAUCCAGAUGUAUUCGUACGUGAAGAAAUAGCAUUAAGAAUAAAUUUAUCGGAAUCUCGUGUACAGGUUUGGUUUCAGAACAGGAGAGCAAAAUGGAGAAAACAAGCACGUUUUCAACUUUUACAAGAUGCCUGGAGAAUGAGAUGUUUGGGUAUCAAUAGUGGACCAUCGGUACUUUUAUCUGUUAAUAACGAAAAUGAAAAUCGUUUUAACGUCGAUGAUGAUAAUUAUCAAUCGAUACAAUCGACAAAAACGGAAUCGAAAUCUCCAGAUCUUCGAUCUUCCAGUCCGGAUAACAAUACUUUGGAUUUAAGUAAUAAGGAUAAAAUUCACGAUAUGUCGUUGCAUAGGAGACACGUCGAUUCUUAA
Messenger RNA from Pediculus humanus corporis (human body louse), 459 nucleotides. RefSeq names its product Homeobox protein OTX2, putative. The coding region runs from base 1 to 459 and encodes 152 amino acids. Gene Ontology annotation, biological process: regulation of transcription by RNA polymerase II. Gene Ontology annotation, molecular function: RNA polymerase II transcription regulatory region sequence-specific DNA binding; DNA-binding transcription factor activity, RNA polymerase II-specific. The transcript is spliced from 4 exons. The record is from RefSeq and is a predicted model, not a curated record. Lineage: Eukaryota; Metazoa; Arthropoda; Insecta; Psocodea; Pediculidae.